CUGCACCGAGCCAGUCAGUGUAGAGACCUUACCUUUGAACAUCCCUUGACGAUGGGAACGAUGACUACUCUCCUCCUACUGGCCUGCCUACUGGCCUGCCUGUCCAUGGCCUUACCAUACACCGUCUGUGGUGAGCCGGUAAAUCCAUUUCAUCUCCUGAAAGAUCGAGUGGACUGUAUGGAAAAGCAGCUGGGCAAGAAUGUAACCCCGGAGGAGGACCUCAGUGCAACAAAUGCAAAACUGAAGUUGCAGGUAGCAAGAGUAGACACACUGAGGCAAGAGAAUGAAGGUACAUCUAAUAAGGUAGCAGCUCUGGAGGCCAAGCUCAAUGCUACAGAGGAAGACCUGGAGGCCCAGAAAGUUGAAGUGGGUAGACUGAGAGGCUUGGAAGAAAACCUGAACUCUAGUGCAGCAGCAGCUGGAUGGACAGACUGUUGGUGGCCAGGCUCAAUGCCACGAAGACAGAGCUGGAAGCUGAAGUACAGGAGCUGGAUGGACAGACUGUUGGUGGCCAGGCUCAAUGCCACGAAGACAGAGCUGGAAGCUGAAGUACAGGAGCUGAAGAGAGACAACAGAGUAAAUGUGGCGUUGAAAGGAGUGGCCUCUCAGUCAUCUCUAUAUGGAAACGGUGUAGCUUCAAAUGCCAUUGAUGGGACCAGAGAACCUGAAUAUGACAAACAAUCCUGCAGCCACACUCAGGAUGACACCAACCCCUGGUGGAGAGUGGACCUUCUGGGUGUGUACAGAGUGAAAGCUGUCAAUAUCAGCACUAUGCACUGCUGUGCUGAGAGACUUGAUGGUGCUGAGAUUCGCAUUGGAAACUCACUGGAGAACAACGGCAUCAACAACCCCAGAUGUGAUGUCAUCUCCCAAAUACCAACAGGGGAGACCAACACCUUCCAGUGUAAUGAGAUGGAGGGUCAGUAUGUUGUUGUGGUCAUCUAUGUCAGGAAGGAGUAUCUCCAUCUGUGUGAGGUGGAAGUACAUGUGGACGGACUCAGCGGCUUGGAAGCUAAACUGAACUCUCUAGAGCACCAACAGCUGGAUGGACAGCGAGUGUGGGGGGCCAGGCUCGAUGACACAUGAAACGUGGCGUUGAAAGGAGUGGCCACCCAGUCAUCACUGUAUGGGGAUGGCCAGGCUAACAAGGCCAUUGAUGGCAACAGAGAAUCAGACUAUCACAAAGGCUCCUGCAGCUGCACUUCAUUUAACACCAACCCCUGGUGG
This is a messenger RNA of Oncorhynchus gorbuscha (pink salmon), 1227 nucleotides long. RefSeq lists its product as uncharacterized. Bases 52 to 1086 code for a protein of 344 amino acids. The transcript has 6 exons. NCBI's taxonomy places the organism in Eukaryota, Metazoa, Chordata, Actinopteri, Salmoniformes, Salmonidae. The record is from RefSeq and is a predicted model, not a curated record.